Molecule: messenger RNA, 1397 nt
Organism: Bipolaris maydis ATCC 48331
Lineage: Eukaryota; Fungi; Ascomycota; Dothideomycetes; Pleosporales; Pleosporaceae
Product: P-loop containing nucleoside triphosphate hydrolase protein
Biological process (GO): proteasome-mediated ubiquitin-dependent protein catabolic process
Cellular component (GO): proteasome regulatory particle, base subcomplex
Molecular function (GO): ATP binding; ATP hydrolysis activity; proteasome-activating activity
Source: RefSeq, a predicted model, not a curated record
CAUUGCGACUGACAAGCACCGCCUCACCCAUACCUCAACACGUCGAAUCACCAGUUGCUACAGUCUUCUCACCGUCGACCCGUUAGAACCCAAACCCGCAUCUUUACCGAGACUAUUGAAAUUCCAUCACCAUGGCUGACGCCGCCGUCGAGAACCCGGCCAACACAGUCCCGCCGCACAAGAAGCAGCUCCCGUCAUCGAUACCAAACUUCGACGCCUUGGAGGGCUUCUCGACCGAGGGAAACGACGACUACUCCACCUUCAAGAAGCUACAACGGCAAUUAGAAUACAUUCACCUUCAGGAAGAGUACAUCAAGGAUGAGCAGCGGAGUCUAAAGCGCGAGCUAGUGAGGGCACAGGAGGAGAUCAAACGCAUCCAGAGCGUGCCACUGGUUAUCGGACAGUUCAUGGAGGCAAUUGAUCAGAACACCGGCAUCGUGCAAUCAUCGACUGGCUCCAACUAUGUCGUUCGCAUCCUCUCCACCCUCGAUCGUGAAUUACUAAAGCCAUCCUCAUCCGUUGCCCUCCAUCGCCACUCGAAUGCUCUUGUUGACAUUCUGCCCCCCGAAGCCGACUCCUCGAUUGCCAUGCUUGGUCAGGAUGAAAAGCCCGACGUCACAUACGCCGACGUGGGAGGUCUGGAUAUGCAGAAGCAGGAAAUCCGGGAAGCCGUCGAACUGCCUCUCACACACUUUGACCUGUACAAGCAAAUUGGUAUUGACCCACCGCGUGGUGUGCUGCUCUACGGCCCUCCAGGUACCGGGAAGACGAUGUUGGUCAAGGCUGUGGCGAAUAGCACAACUGCCUCGUUCAUCCGUGUCGUAGGGUCUGAGUUUGUGCAAAAGUACCUUGGUGAGGGUCCACGCAUGGUCCGCGAUGUGUUCCGAAUGGCGCGAGAGAAUUCGCCAUCCAUUAUCUUUAUCGACGAGAUUGACGCCAUCGCUACCAAGCGUUUCGACGCGCAGACGGGUGCCGACCGAGAAGUGCAGCGUAUUCUCCUGGAACUGCUCAAUCAGAUGGACGGUUUCGAUCAGACGUCCAAUGUCAAGGUCAUCAUGGCCACCAACCGUGCCGACACUCUGGAUCCCGCGCUUCUUCGACCUGGCCGUCUUGACAGGAAGAUUGAAUUUCCCUCACUGCGAGACCGCCGUGAGCGCCGACUCAUCUUCUCCACAAUUGCCGGCAAGAUGAGUCUAUCACCCGAGGUAGAUCUCGACAGCUUGAUUGUGCGCAACGACCCACUUUCUGGUGCCAUUAUCGCAGCCAUUAUGCAAGAGGCGGGUCUGCGAGCCGUACGUAAGAACCGGUACAACAUCAUCCAGAGCGAUUUGGAGGAGGCAUACACGAGCCAGGUCAAGGGAGCAACAGAAGCGGAUAAGUUUGACUUUUACAAGUAA